GUGGCCGCCUGACGGCCGCCCGUCUCCCCCGCUGCGGGAGCCUCCGCUCCUGUGGGAGCCUGCGGUCGUCGCGGACCCGGCGGAGCGCGGCAGGUGGCGUGGACCUUGCGGGCUUGGCGGCGGGAGGCGCGGCGCGGAGGGACGGCGGGCGGCCCGGCCAGGGUCCUUGCGGGUCCUCGGCGGGCCCGGGGGAGGGCCCUCUUUGUGGCUGCAGUUGGCAAGAUGGCGCCGGUGGGGUUAGAGAAGAAGCUGCUGCUGGGCCCCAACGGGCCGGCGGUGGGGGCCGCCGGCGACCUGACCAGUGAAGACGAGGAGGGCCAGAGCCUAUGGUCCUCGAUCCUGAGCGAGGUGUCCACCCGCGCCAGGUCCAAGCUGCCGUCUGGCAAGAACAUCUUGGUCUUCGGUGAAGAUGGUUCUGGUAAAACAACCCUCAUGACUAAACUACAAGGAGCUGAGCAUGGCAAAAAAGGAAGAGGCCUAGAAUAUCUCUACCUCAGUGUCCAUGACGAGGACCGAGAUGAUCACACACGCUGCAAUGUGUGGAUUCUGGAUGGAGACCUGUAUCACAAAGGCCUGCUGAAGUUUGCAGUUUCUGCUGAAUCCUUGCCAGAAACCCUGGUCAUUUUUGUUGUGGACAUGUCCAGGCCUUGGACUGUAAUGGAAUCUCUACAGAAAUGGGCUAGUGUUCUACGUGAGCACAUUGAUAAAAUGAAAAUUCCACCAGAAGAAAUGAGGGAGCUGGAACGAAAGUUUGUGAAAGAUUUUCAAGACUAUAUUGAGCCUGAAGAAGGUUGUCAAGGUUCCCCACAGAGAAGAGGGCCUCUGACCUCAGGACCUGAUGAAGAAAAUGUCACUCUGCCUCUAGGUGACAACAUGCUGACUCAUAACCUGGGCAUCCCAGUGCUGGUGGUGUGCACAAAGUGUGAUGCGGUGAGUGUCCUGGAGAAGGAGCAUGAUUACAGGGACGAGCACUUUGACUUCAUCCAGUCACACUUGCGGAGGUUUUGCCUCCAGUAUGGAGCUGCCUUGAUAUACACAUCAGUGAAGGAAGAGAAAAAUCUCGAUUUGCUGUAUAAGUACAUUGUUCAUAAAACAUAUGGUUUCCACUUUGCCACACCUGCCUUAGUUGUGGAAAAGGAUGCAGUUUUUAUACCUUCAGGCUGGGACAAUGAAAAGAAAAUAGCUAUUUUACAUGAAAAUUUCACAACUGUGAAGCCAGAAGAUGCAUAUGAAGAUUUUAUUGUGAAACCUCCUGUGAGAAAGCUGGUCCAUGACAAAGAGUUGGCAGCAGAGGAUGAGCAGGUGUUCCUCAUGAAGCAGCAGUCACUCCUUGCCAAGCAGCCAGCCACGCCGACGAGAGCUUCUGAAUCCCCUGCAAGAGGACCUUCUGGCUCUCCAAGAACCCAGGGCCGGGGAGGGCCAGCCAGCGUGCCUAGUACCUCGCCAGGCACGUCAGUAAAGAAGCCGGACCCAAAUAUCAAAAAUAAUGCAGCAAGUGAAGGGGUGUUGGCCAGUUUCUUCAACAGUCUGUUAAGUAAAAAAACAGGCUCUCCUGGAAGUCCUGGUGCUGGUGGGGUGCAGAGCACAGCCAAGAAGUCAGGACAAAAGACUGUGUUGACAAAUGUUCAAGAAGAACUGGAUAGAAUGACUCGAAAACCAGACUCCAUGGUAACAAACUCUUCAACAGAAAAUGAAGCCUGAUUCUCCUUAAAAAGUGCAUAUGUAAAAUGACCAAAUAACUAUGUAUAUUGAUCUGCUGAGACAAGGAUUAUUCUGAUAUGGCACAUGCUAUCAGUUUUUUGGGGUAGGGGAUAUGAACUUAAAAAAAAUACUUCAUUGGCUUGUCUGAGUGAGAAGUGCACAUUUAGGAAGGUUAUAUGUCAGACCCCUUUGUUAAGGAUAACCUCUGGACUCUCAGGCAUGUGGCUGUCCUGUGGGAAGCAAGUGCCGCUGGGCUUCUUGUGGAAGGGAAGGUAGAUGGUGAGAAGGAGGGCCCACUUUCUUUCAGGGUGCAGCAGUGAGACCAGGAAAUUAUCGUAUGAUGGUUAGUCUGACCAGUUGCGUGCUUGUUAGCAAAUUCACUUGUUCUUGGGAAGCAGAUGAAGCAGCAGGAAGUCCAGGAAGGACAAGGACUGAAAGGAGGAAUGAGAGAAGUGAUAGUGGGGAAGCUGAAUGUUGAAGGAGGUGGAGGAAGGAGGGACUGAGCAGUGUUAGUAGUACUGUGUGUUCAAUAGAAUUCAAGUAAUCGUUUUUAAGAAGCAUUUCCAAACUCAACACUAAGUAAAAACGGGAAUUAGACUUGUUCUGAAUGCAUCUUUAACUUAGGAGGGAUGUGCUAAGUUGGGGGAUGCCUGAGUCAGGUGGAGCUGACAGGUGGGGAAGAUGGUAGCUGCCCAAGAAGCACAUGCUUGGCCCAAGCCAUGUCCUUGUGGGAGGUGCUGGGCUCCACACUUUGGGCAGACGCUCACUGGGGUGUGUUCAAAGUCAGCAGUUACAAAAUUAGUUUACUUUGAAUUGUGUUUGCUGCAUAGCUCCUGCUUUGUUUUUCAAAUUAAUUUUUUUUUUUUUU
Manis javanica (Malayan pangolin) is the source of this 2569-nucleotide messenger RNA. RefSeq names its product dynein cytoplasmic 1 light intermediate chain 2 (gene DYNC1LI2). The record is from RefSeq and is a predicted model, not a curated record. NCBI's taxonomy places the organism in Eukaryota, Metazoa, Chordata, Mammalia, Pholidota, Manidae. Gene Ontology annotation, biological process: microtubule-based movement; microtubule cytoskeleton organization. Gene Ontology annotation, molecular function: dynein heavy chain binding. Gene Ontology annotation, cellular component: cytoplasmic dynein complex; centrosome.